AUGCCCUCAACACAGGCGAAAGCGCAGACGGACCUGAACAUGGAUCUCGAGCCUGAAGAAGCAAUCCAUAACAACCCGGUAUCCCACAUUUGCAUGACAAGUGGGGCACAGGCGUCGUCAACGAAACAGCUUUCGGAUCUCAACGUCACUAAUUUGCUGGCCAGUAUCGUCCACCAAGCCGACAAACACGGCAAACAGCAACCUCUGGAGACGGAAGAACACCAGGGAUCUACAACGCGUGGAGCCCAAGGAAGUUUCUGCUCUUUGUUUGCAAACAUUUUCUUGGCAGUUGGAAUCAUUGAGCAGCAGCAGCAUACGUUGACCAAACAACCACACGGCCGUUUGUCACUGACAAAAUCAAAAGCAGCUUCAAAAAGGACCAGUAAACUUCACAAGAACGUCCUUCCUCCUUCCUCUCCUAAUGACGCCGACAAGAAAUGUUUAGUGCUCGACCUUGACGAAACGCUCGUCCAUUCAUCGUAUAGGCCGACUGCUAACCCAUACCUUGUUAUUCCUAUUGACAUCGACGGCACCAUCCACCAAGUGUAUGUGUGCAAGCGACCGGGGGCUGAAGAAUUUCUAAUCGAAAUGGCAAAGUAUUAUGAGAUUGUAGUAUACACAGCUAGUCUCAGCAAGUAUGCGGACCCUCUACUGGACAAGCUUGACCCGGAAGGCGUUAUCCGCUACCGUCUCUACCGUGAGCAUUGCGUGCAGUAUGAAAAAAGCUAUGUGAAGGAUCUGUCUUUGUUGGACCGUGAUGUCUCGCAGACGAUCAUCAUUGACAAUGCGCCAAUGUCCUACAUUUUUCAUCCUCGAAAUGCCAUUGGAUGCUCCAGUUUUAUCGAUGACCCGAGCGAUUGUGAAUUGGAAUCUAUUUCACGGUUUCUUAUUAAUUUUCAUGAUGUUGAGGAUGUGCGCGACUACUUGCACAUUUGGGACGCCCACUAUUAA
This is a messenger RNA of Peronospora farinosa, 951 nucleotides long. The record is from the annotation of a GenBank genome assembly. NCBI's taxonomy places the organism in Eukaryota, Oomycota, Peronosporomycetes, Peronosporales, Peronosporaceae.